AUGGUGUUAUCCGAAGCGACACAAUUUAUUAUGAAGCCCGAAUACCGCGACACCCUUGCAAUAAUAAAGGGUCUACGAAAUGGGGCCGUAUAUGGAGCCAAAGUUAGAUUCCCACACGCAUUUGUGAUGACGUUCCUGUUCAGGGAGGGAAGUUUGAAGGAUAAGUUUUCGUUCAUCUUGAGAGCAACUAGACAACAUUCGCAAAAUCUUGCCUGUUUUGUGACUAUAUAUAAGGCAUUGAUGUAUUUACAAAAAAAAUUGCUUGGGCAAGAGUCAAGUAGUCAUUCUUUCAUUGCCGGUACAGUUGGAGGUUAUAUUGUUUUUGGAGAGAACAACAAUAUUAAUCAACAAAUAGUCUUGUACGUUUUCGCGCGUAUUAUGAUUGGCUUGGCCAAACUGCCGGUCCAACGUAAAGCGAUAGACGAACCGAUGCAUACAUUCUCAGUAUUUGCUGCCCUUACAUGGGGAACUGUAAUGUGGCUAUUUCGUCAUGAACGAAGUGUGUUACAACCAUCAUUGCAAGCCUCUAUGCAAUAUUUGUAUUUAGAUUCGGAUCAUUGGAAUUCUCUCAAGAAUUUCUUAUGGCACAACAAAUAG
Messenger RNA from Paraglomus brasilianum, 597 nucleotides. Lineage: Eukaryota; Fungi; Glomeromycota; Glomeromycetes; Paraglomerales; Paraglomeraceae. The record is from the annotation of a GenBank genome assembly.